AUGGACGAAUCCAUUGCAUAUUCAAGCUCUAACUGGAGUAGAAGAAGAGCGACCGAACGUUCAUCAGUGCUUGUCAAUCUCCCGGACAGUUUAUUAGUGGAGAUUCUGUGUAGACUUCCUCGCAAAUCGGCUAAUCGAUGCAAGUCUGUCUGCAAACGAUGGCUUUCUUUGAUGUCUACUCCUUAUUUUGAAAGUCAGUUCAUGUUGAUUCGAGAAUAUCCACCACCUCUUGCACUCUUAGUCCAAUACGUUACUGGGAAACGCCGGCGUAAGAGAGGCCAUUUAGUUGUUGUAUCUGAGAAUCCUGUUUUCGGUUCUUCUGGAUUUUCUCUGAGUUUCGUUCCGUAUUACCAAGGAGGUAUAGACGAUGCACUGUACGUUGUAAGAUCAUCACGGGACUUACUGCUUUGUGCGGGACGAAAAAGUAAUCAGCCAAUUUACUACAUUUGCAAUACUAAAGAUCAGGACUGGAUUCGCUUCACUCGUCCUCCUACUGGACGUAAUCAUGUCCGAGUUGGGUUUCUCUCUGAUUCUGAAGAAGAAUGUUGUUUGUCGUCGUCUAUCAACUCUCAACGUAGGUACAAAGUGGUGCGUGUUCCUCAAGUGGAGGGUUGUUCUACCAAGUUGAAUUUGGAGAUAUUUUCAUCAGAGAAUUGGAAAUGGAGUCUAGUGGUUGUUCCGUUUCCACAAGGGUUUGAUCUGAGCAUCAAACCGAGGAAUCGAUUGCCCACGACCACCAAUGUUGUGGCCUACAACGGAUUGCUUCUCUGGUGGAGUAUUGAUCGCGGCAUUGUUGGUUAUGAUCCUUACAAUGUUGACAAUCCUGAAAAAAGUUGGCUUAUAGGUGGAGUUUUGAAGCAUAAUGUUCGAAUGGAUGAAAUUGUGUCGGAAGAAUCAAGUAUAGCGGCAUCUGCAAGGCGAAUUAUACCAGAAGAAUUGAGAGUACUAGCUCUCCAUCCACAUGACUGGGAUAUACUGUAUUUGGUUUACCCCCCAUAUGUUGUUUCAUGCAAUAUGAGGAGGAAAACCUUGGAGGUGGUCUCUAGUGAAUUUCCCCCUGGAAGCAUCUAUCAUGAUAAUUACUCAUCAGAGGCUUUUUCACUUGUUUUCCCUUACCCUCCAACCCCCAUUCCUUUGCCCACACAGGAGUUCUUACACCGUCUCACCUAA
Molecule: messenger RNA, 1170 nt
Organism: Tripterygium wilfordii
Lineage: Eukaryota; Viridiplantae; Streptophyta; Magnoliopsida; Celastrales; Celastraceae
Product: F-box protein At5g49610-like
Exons: 2
Coding region: 1-1170 (389 amino acids)
Molecular function (GO): protein binding
Source: RefSeq, a predicted model, not a curated record